Messenger RNA from Lepus europaeus (European hare), 1791 nucleotides. It is a transcript of the gene EFEMP2, whose product is annotated as EGF containing fibulin extracellular matrix protein 2. The record is from RefSeq and is a predicted model, not a curated record. Gene Ontology annotation, molecular function: calcium ion binding. Lineage: Eukaryota; Metazoa; Chordata; Mammalia; Lagomorpha; Leporidae. The transcript has 11 exons. The coding region runs from base 92 to 1456 and encodes 454 amino acids.
CGUCCAGGGAGCUGCGCCGUCCGCCCGUCCGUCCGCCCGCAGGCACUGUUGGAGCCGCCGGAGCCGCGGGGGCGUCGCGGCCGACCCCAGGAUGCUCCCCUGCGCCUCCUGCCUCCCUGGGUCUCUGCUGCUGUGGGCGCUGCUGCUGCUGCUCUUGGGGGCAGCGUCACCGCAGGACUCCGAGGAACCGGACAGCUACACGGAAUGCACCGAUGGCUACGAGUGGGACCCAGACAGCCAGCACUGCCGGGAUGUGAAUGAGUGCCUGACCAUCCCUGAGGCCUGCAAGGGGGAGAUGAAGUGCAUCAAUCACUACGGGGGCUACCUGUGUCUGCCGCGCUCGGCUGCUGUCAUCAACGACCUGCACGGCGAGGGCCCCCCGCCGCCUGUGCCCCCCGCUCAGCACCCCAACUCCUGCCCGCCAGGCUAUGAGCCCGACGAACAGGGGAGCUGCGUGGAUGUGGACGAGUGUGCCCAGGCCUUGCACGACUGUCGGCCCAGCCAGGACUGCCACAACCUGCCUGGCUCUUACGAGUGCACCUGCCCGGAUGGCUACCGCAAGAUUGGGCCGGAGUGUGUGGACGUUGACGAGUGCCGCUACCGCUACUGCCAGCACCGUUGUGUGAACCUGCCCGGCUCCUUCCGCUGCCAGUGUGAACCGGGCUUCCAGCUGGGGCCCAACAACCGCUCCUGUGUGGACUGCUCCUCUGCUUUUGUCCCGGCACCCCCAGAUGUGAACGAGUGCGACAUGGGCGCCCCGUGUGAGCAGCGCUGCUUCAACUCCUACGGGACCUUCCUGUGUCGCUGCCACCAGGGCUACGAGCUGCACCGUGACGGCUUCUCCUGCAGCGAUAUCGACGAGUGCAGCUACUCCAGCUACCUCUGCCAGUACCGCUGUGUCAACGAGCCGGGACGCUUCUCCUGCCACUGCCCACAGGGCUACCAGCUGAUGGCCUCACGCCUCUGCCAAGACAUCGAUGAGUGUGAGUCUGGUGCACACCAGUGCUCUGAGGCCCAAACCUGUGUUAACUUCCACGGGGGUUACCGCUGCGUGGACACGAACCGCUGCGUGGAGCCCUAUGUGCAGGUGUCUGACAACCGCUGCCUCUGUCCGGCUUCCAAUCCCCUGUGCCGAGAGCAGCCCUCGUCCAUCGUGCACCGCUACAUGAGCAUCACCUCCGAGCGGAGCGUCCCUGCCGACGUGUUCCAGAUCCAGGCCACGUCCGUCUACCCCGGCGCCUACAAUGCCUUCCAGAUCCGUGCCGGGAACUCACAGGGAGACUUCUACAUCAGGCAAAUCAACAAUGUCAGCGCCAUGUUGGUCCUUGCCCGGCCGGUGACAGGCCCCCGGGAGUACGUGCUGGACCUGGAGAUGGUCACCAUGAACUCCCUCAUGAGCUACCGGGCCAGCUCCGUGCUGAGACUCACCGUCUUCGUGGGGGCCUACGCCUUCUGAGGGGCGGGUGGGGGCCGCGGGGUGACUGAAGAUGCUGUUGUGAGGGGCAGACAGGGACAGGCAAUAAAGGGAGCAAGAAGGAGCCCUGCUGGCCGAGGCCGCCGGGGAGGGGGCAGGGCUGCCCCCCACCCAGAGGGAAGGAGGGGAAUGUGCAGACUUUGAGCGUUAGGCCUGGCUGGCCCCCUGCAGGGGACCCGAGGAACCCCCCGCGACGGACAGCGCCACAGGCCCAGUCCCAGCUCUAGGCCAGGCCUCUGGACAGCCCUCGCCACUCCCUGGGCCUGUGUUCUAAGUUAUAAAGAAGGCAACUGCUUGCUGUGGUCUUCCACUCUUCU